UCUUUUUUGUUCGUCUUUCUAAUAAUUUUCCCUCUCUAGGGUUUUAGGAAAUACGGUAGCUUUCCUGGUAUUGUAAUUCAUUUUUUAGUUAUUCAGUUGAUUCUUUCUUCUGAAUCUAAAACCAGAGUGAGAGAGAUUUCGUGAUGUCCUUUCAGAAACCAUACGCGAAGAAGAAUCAUCAUUAAAAGAAAGGAAAAACAAUGUCGUUUCCAGGAUUCUCUACUCAACCUCAACAAAACCUUUUUCAACCCCAAUCUCAACCUAAUUCCUUUCAACAAACUAACCCCUUUCAACAAACCCAACAUCAACAGCAACAGCAACAACCGCAACAGUUUCAAUUUCAGCAGCAGCAACAACAGCAACAGCAACAGCAACAAUUAUAUCUCCUAACAAACGAUAAAACUCCAGCAACUUAUAAUACCAAAUGGGCUGAUCUUCAUCCUGAUUCUCAGAAAAUCCUUCUCCAGAUCGAAGAGAGAAUAUUGGAAUUCAGGGAUGAAAGCCAACGACUUGAUCAAUGUAGCCGUCUUUACGAUUCCUCGGUCUCCAAUGAUGGAUUCGAGCUCGAUGCUAGUCAUAUUGUGCAGGAACUUGGGGGAAUCAGCACUGGCAUGGAAAGAGAGAAAAUUGUGCUGCAAGAACUGAUGGUUGUCAUAAAAGACAUAAUGAGAAACACAGAACUUGCAGUGCGUUCAUUCAUGAUACUCCGCCCUAGGUUUAUUCAUCCAAAGGUGGGAGCUGCCGCAAAUGUUAACGCCCAAGGUCAAGCUCAAGGAGCUCCAAGUGCGAUUACUCCAUCAGUAUCUACCUCUAGUGUACCUGAAUAUGAUUUCUACAGUGGGCUCCCAAGGAGACCAUCACCUUUCAUGCAGCAAACAGUAGCCAGAUUAGAGAAAUAUCUUGGUGAGUGCCGCCAGUGUGUUGAAGAGUUAGAGCAACUGCUCCUCUCUGAUUCUGAGAGAUCUUCUGGUUCAGAUUCAUCAUUGUUGCGGUCUUUACCAAAGGUUUUGUCCAAUGUGCACGAUUUCUUUGUUCAUGUAGCUGCCAAGGUGGAGAGUCUUCAUCAAGGCAUUGAAUCCAUGAAGUCAGCUUAUCUUGCUGACCAACGGCGACGAGGGGAUAGUAAUGAUCCAUUUCUUGAGGCAGAUCGGAGGCAACUGGCCAAACAAGAAGCUGCUUCUAAGAGAGUUCAUCCAACAUUACAUUUGCCCGCCGUUUCACAACCAUCUACUCAGGUAGCAGGUUUGUUUGCUGGUUCAGCAGCACCGGCUAUAAAUGCACCACAACCAUCAUUAGGGACCACGCCAGCUUCUUCAGGGAGUGGGUUCUCUCUUUUCACAUCCCCAGCUGCUGCUCCAUCGGCCAACUUAUUUUCUACCCCAGCAUCUGCUCCAACGCCGUCCCUUUUCGGUUCACCUGCUGCUUCUCCUCAACCUCCAAUUUUAGGGACACCGCAACAAUCUUUGUUUGGUCCAACCCCAGCUCAAUCUUUUGGUUCUACCCCUGCCACUGGGACUUCACCUUUCUCUUCUACUCCUUUCGCAUCGGGUCAACCAGCAGGAUCUGGGUCAAGCUUUGGGAAUGCUUCUAAGUCUCGGCCAAAAUCCAGGACUGCAAGACGCUAGUUAUACCUCAGAGACAAGACGCAGUUCCGUAAACCAAUCUGCCUGCCAUUUGUUUCUACCAAUGACAUGAGAGUUUCCAACCGCUCUAAUAGCAGCUUCGUGCGGUGAUCCUUUUUGUUGAACCUUCCCCUAGUAAUGCGACCAACCACUCAAUCCAAAUCUUAAGCUCGGUCAUUCCUUGCGAUGAUGUUGCAUCUUGAUUCUUGAGUUUGUUCUUAUUUUUUGUAUUUUGGAUAUAUCAUGUCAGUUCUCAGAUAUAAAGUUCCAAGCUCAUGUAAACUGUAGAUUAUUAGGAAAAAGAUCUCCGUUGAGAGAGAGUAGGUUUUCUCUCUUCUGGUUGUAGUUUUACUGUCUUUUUUUAAGAUUAAGCCAAUGUAUAAUUAACUUUAACGUUAUGGUAAAUGUUUGAUGGUACAUUUUAUGAAGAUCAACCUUGCUAAA
Papaver somniferum (opium poppy) is the source of this 2066-nucleotide messenger RNA. RefSeq names its product nuclear pore complex protein NUP58-like. Gene Ontology annotation, cellular component: nuclear pore. The transcript has 6 exons. Gene Ontology annotation, biological process: nucleocytoplasmic transport. Lineage: Eukaryota; Viridiplantae; Streptophyta; Magnoliopsida; Ranunculales; Papaveraceae. Gene Ontology annotation, molecular function: structural constituent of nuclear pore. Bases 201 to 1625 code for a protein of 474 amino acids. The record is from RefSeq and is a predicted model, not a curated record.